This is a messenger RNA of Cyprinus carpio (common carp), 3313 nucleotides long. It is a transcript of the gene tlx1, whose product is annotated as T cell leukemia homeobox 1. Gene Ontology annotation, molecular function: DNA-binding transcription factor activity, RNA polymerase II-specific; RNA polymerase II cis-regulatory region sequence-specific DNA binding. Gene Ontology annotation, cellular component: nucleus. Gene Ontology annotation, biological process: regulation of transcription by RNA polymerase II; animal organ development. Lineage: Eukaryota; Metazoa; Chordata; Actinopteri; Cypriniformes; Cyprinidae. The record is from RefSeq and is a predicted model, not a curated record.
UCGAAAUCAAAAAUACCCAACGAGAAAAUAUCUCAGCAACAGAGCCAAGUUAAUGAUGUAAUUGAAAUGGUCAUUUUUGUGUUGUUUUGAAAAAUCGUUGGUGUUUGGUUUAAUAAAUCAUCUCUUUGAGUUGCCCUGCUGAGAAGAGAAUUCCAGUGUGUUUCACUGAACAGACUCGUCGUGGUUUCUUUAGCCAAUUGGGUCUCUCACCCCAGAACUGGAGGCUUAAUUUUACCCAGCCUCUUUGGCAUUUUGAUUGAUGUUCCCGUGGCUCCAUCCGGCAGGCUAUAGCUAUAAGGGUAAAGCGAGGCAGUGAAAAAAGACAAUCGUCUGUAGUUCAGUCCUUCUCACACAUGCAUUCAAUGCUAUUAGAUAACGACAAGUCUGGACUAAACUGCGUUUUAGUUGCUGUAUGAUAACUGGGGUGACGUGGAGGAUCCUGUAGGCUCGCAGGAGCGCGCGCGUCUCUCCACAUCAUGGAUCAUAUGGGAGCGCAUCUCCACCAGACGCACGCAGACACCAUCAGUUUUGGGAUCGAUCAGAUUCUUAACAAUGCAGACCAGGGGAGCUGCAUGAUCUCCAACCCCAGAAUGCAGGAUCUGGACUACGGUUUAGGCUGCAUAGUCAGCACAGCCUAUAAUACCAUGACUGGCAACUACAAUGUUAAUAACUCGGCUGGAUACAAUGGAAACUCGUGCAGCGUUGGCUCCUUCAACGGCUCGUACAACAUGAACUUGGGCACGAAUGUUAAUGGGAAUUGCCUUAAUUCUUCGGGAGUGAUCCGGGUUCCAGCGCACCGGCCGCUGGGCAGCGUUCACUCGUCCAUUCCCACCAGCACUGCCACGGUGCCAAGUAUGGGAAGCAUGGGCACCAUUAACAAUCUCACGGGAUUAUCGUUUCCAUGGAUGGAGAGCAACAGGAGAUAUACCAAAGACAGAUUUACAGGUCACCCGUACCAGAACCGAACGCCUCCGAAGAAGAAGAAGCCCCGGACGUCGUUCACGCGCCUCCAGAUCUGCGAGCUGGAGAAACGCUUCCACCGUCAGAAGUAUCUGGCGUCAGCUGAGAGGGCAGCCUUAGCGAAAGCACUUAAAAUGACUGAUGCGCAGGUCAAAACAUGGUUCCAGAACAGAAGAACGAAAUGGAGGCGGCAGACAGCAGAGGAGAGAGAAGCCGAGCGACAGCAAGCGAACCGAAUCCUUAUGCAACUUCAGCAAGAAGCUUUUCAAAAGACUAUAAACCAACCUGUUACUCCGGACCCGAUCUGCCUACACAACAGCUCUCUAUUCGCACUUCAGAACCUCCAGCCCUGGACUGAGAACACGGCAAAAAUCAGUAGCGUUCCCAACACCGAUUAAGAGACUUUUAUGGAGGGCCGAUGUACAGAGGAAUAUCUCAGCAUCACAUUACUUUCUUGUUUUUAACGUAAAUUUGUACCUAAUAUGCAGCUUGUAUAAAACAGCUAGAAUACUUGCUGCUCUCUGUUACAGUCGUGCAGAAUAUUGUUUUAUUGAUUUUAUCAUUUCGAUUUCAACAAAAUGUAAACAUAAAAGACUGUCGUGUUUCGUUUGUAUCUCAAACAUUAAGUUUAUUUUGUACACUUCCAAUAGCAUAACGUUUGUGGUAACACUUUAUAAUAAUUUUCAUUAAUAGGCUAAAUCACAAAAUAUUAGGCUACAAAUAAAAUAUUAACAAACAAAACGAACGUACGAUUAUUCGUAGAAUUAUGGGCUGUUUUCCCAAUAGACUAUUAAUUUAAGUAUACCUACUAGGCUAUUAAAAGAAUCGUCACAUAUCAAAUAGUGCCCAGAAUUAUGCUAAAUAAAUCGUAAGGACACACCGGAUUACUGUCACCAAGCAGACCACCAGUUUUGUCGCAAAACAAAACGCCCACCUCUCUGUUGUGCGUGGAAAUACUGUGCGCCUCGUUAUAAUUAAUAUCCUUGUCAUUGUCAGGAUUAGACACAUGUAGACCCCACUGUCUCCAAGCACACCCUGUGAAGCUUGCACCUCUUUGACCCGCAAACAAGUGAAAAUGAAAUCUUAUGCUUGAUGACGAUGAUUAAACUCACAUACAUCUGACAGAUUACAGCCGCGAUUCCCUCACUGAGUACACUAGAAGUGUUGUGUGAACAUAAAACACUGACACAAUCAUUAAUCUACUUAUAUCGGUUCUUGGAAUUUAAAUUUCUAAUUUUAAAUUUCUUUAAAUUUAAAUAUCUAUUUUUAAACUAAAAAGGUAGGCUGUUUUAAAUAGGGGAUUAUGGAUAAAAGGCUAUAAUAGAUGAAGAGGCACCGGAUAUAGGGCGUAAAGCAUGUUCUUGUGUUAUGUGCACUUUUGCUAAACGCCUGUAAGAAAAAACGAACGUUCGUAACCUCGUUAAGUAGCCAAAGCUUCAUUUUAACAAAUUUACUGUUUUAACUGCAUUCAACUAAUAAGCCGAUGAGCAUUACAUAUUGUUAUGAUUAUGAAAAAGUUUUUUUUAUUAUAAAGUGUUACCAGAUGAUUUUUCGACAGGCCUAUGUUUUUUUUUUUUUUUUUUUUACAAUCGUAGGUUCACUUGGAGGAUUUGCACGUUUGUAAAUGAACACGUGCAGCAAAAAUAGCCCUGUGAAUUAAAAUAUAUUCUACAGGAAAAUGGGCCUUCAUGAACGAUUUUAAUUAUUCAUUCUUUUCAGAGGCGUGAUGUAAAUUGCUACAGCACUUGUUGCAGAAAUGUGUUGUUGACGUUACAAAAAGAUUAUUCGUUAGCAAAUAUGUACUUCUUUUGACAUUAGCCUACUUGUAAAGUUUAACUUUUCUGUAUUACAAUUAGGCUAAAUGUUCCAACCAUUCUUAAAAAAUUAAAGAGACAAAGACGAAAUAUCAGUGCUCAGUAACACCUGUAGCCUACUCAAGUCUAUAAAUUUUUUGUCUGAAUUUUCAUUUCACACAACCAACAUUUUAUCAAAAGGCAGAUCAGCUUGGUAGCACUGAUGUGUUUAUUAUUCUUUGAAAUUUCUUGAAAUAUAUGUGAUUACAAGAUUUUUAUUUGUCCUUCAGUUUCUUCGGUGAUGUCGGCGUGACCUAUAUAAAUUAUAUUUUAUUAUAGCUUGAUGUGAAUGGUUAAAUAUCUGUGGUCAUGUCUAAGACUGGGUCAUUCUAACUGUUCGAAUUGUUCAGCGCUUUUUGUUGAAUAAUAAGCUUAAUAGGCAAUAGCAACACAGGUUUUGUCAUUGUGGAUAGAUCCCAGAUAGCCUAUCUGUGAUGAAUCUGUACUCAAGUGAAUGACAGUUUUGGUUGCAUGAUAAAUGGAUGUUUUUUUCUUUUCUA